AUGAGCUUAGAAUCAAAAUCAGACUCAAAUGACUAUUUAGAUGACUUUGAAAGUGACUCAGAAAGAUCUUCUACUGAUAAUAAAAUUCCAUAAAUAAAAUGGCAUUCUUUCUCUCUCUCAUUAAAUUUUAUUUAUGGGGCUUGGUUUUACCUCGAGAACUUCUGAUGAUAAACAGCAGUUUAGCCAAAGGAACUGCUCCUAAGCGCAUCAAGAAGCUUGGGUUUUUACUAUUAGCACAUGAGAGGAGGGUAACCCUUAGGCAGAGCACCGCUGGAGCUAAGUUAGCAAGAGCAAUGACAACGCACCGAGUGAGAAGUUUAGCCAUAACUGGCAGAGGCAUCUCAAGGAAUGUCUGCAUAUUAUGUUCUAUUUUAAGUGGCAAAUGGCCCGUAAAGUCACUUGUUGGGCCUAAUCCUUUUAAUAGGAAGUGUCACCAGACAUCUUAAACACCGAAUAAAUAAUUAAGAUAAUAAAAAUUCCAACAAAUUUAUUUGAUGCACUAGAGCUUGCUUUAGGAAGCGAAGAGCUCAUGAAUUACUGUGAUUCAAAAAGUAUCGAAAAGAAACCAAAAAUCUAUCAACUAUUGACAAAAAUUAGUUGCACAAAAUUUGAGAUGGUUGAGAAGAUCAAAAACCAUAAUUAAAAAAUGACCUCUCGAAUUUUCUAACCUCUUGGCCGAAAAUUAUUCGUUCGAAUUUUUUUAAUUAUGAGGGCAGGAAAUUGAGAGCCUAUAUUUUCUAACGAAGGACUCCUGGAAGGAUGCUAUAACCCAGGUGGAUAUUGAGAGUAUCAAUCGGACUCAAGCCGAUUAGGUCGAGCUGAAAGGGCAGCCGUCUAAGGAUCCGAACUUCGGAGGUCGUGGACAUUGAUGAAGGUGUUUUCUCAGAAAAACGAGGUUGGGUCAGAAACUUGACGGGUCCUAAACUCAAACCUCUGGUAACACAGUCCUUUACUGACGACGUGAAAUAGAGAAGAUAAACUUUGAAAUAAUUAACAAUAAAGAAAGAUCAAAAAUCAAAUUUUGGAAAGAAAGUCCGCACUUUUAGAAAGAGAAAAGUGAAAAAUUCCUAAAUCAAUAAAAAAUAAGUUCAAAAACUUUCUUAUCAUGCUUACCGCCAAAGGCAGACUAGAAACUCAAGCCUCGAACAAAUACACAAAGCAGAUUCUUCUUAAAACAAUUAGUGAAUCAAGAAAAUGAAUAUUUUCAGCAAUAUCAGAUAUUGAAAAAGGAGGAAAAAUUGCAUUGUCGAAUAUUGAAAUGAAAAGGGUAAACCUCAGAAAAAAGAGUAGCACACUUUUAGAAAAGUACUUAUGAGCUCGUCAAAUUUUCAUGAUGAAAUGCUUAAGAAAUAAAUCUUAUAUCAUAAAAGAGCUUGAAGGAAAACAAAAAAUUGAAUAUAAAAAAUUUUUUGAAGCAAAUUCUAAAUCGACUUAUCUUACUGGAGAAGUUCUGAGUAUUGAAUAUGAAAAUCUAAAUCAAAAAUAUCAGGGUUAUGAUUGUUGCCAAGUUUUGGACUCGUUUUCUGCAAUAACUAGCAUUUUUGCAAAUAAUCAAAUGCUAAAACAACCAAAAAGUAAUCAAGAAAGUGAUGAAAUUUUAUUUCCCAAUAGCACUUAUUUGUCAAGAGCAUGUAAUUGAUAGAUAGUUUUAGAAAAGUAUCGAAAAUCAACAAAAAUGCCAUUGACUCUGCAUAUUUAUGCGGACACACGAGAAGAGUUUGCGAACUAUGAUUUUUCUAAGCCAAUUAUCAUAGAAACAUACGAAUGUUUAUCAACAAUUCUUCAUUGCUACGUUAAAAGAAAGGCAUACACUCUAGAGCUAGCUCAGAUUAAGCAUUUAUCAAAUUCUCUUGAUGGUAGCUCUUGCUCAAAAACAUUAUUUGUUCUAGAUACCUCAAGUAUUUAUGAAAGCCUUUAUUUUUCUAAAAUAGAAAUUAGAAAACUCACAGGUGAUUACUACUUAAUCUUUUCUCUUUAAUAGAAGCAAAAGAAUUGCAAAUCCUUAAGAAUGUAAAAAAGUUUAAUACAAUAAAAAUUUUUUUCUCAACUGAUAUUGCCUCCAUUAAUUCUAUAAUUUUUAAGUUCGCAUUUUAAACGUAAUUUUUAUCAACUAAUCAGACAUUUCUUUUCCAAAUAUUGACUUUUAAAACCCGAAAAAAAAGUAUAGGUAAUUUCAUUGCAUAUGUUUUUUAAAAAGCAAAAAUAAGACCCUUAAAAGAUCCAAAAAAAUUCUCAAUCUAAACAGAGGGUUAGAGAUUGAAUUAGAGGAAUUAAAAUAUAUUUAUCUUAAUAUCCCAUAAUAAGCUAAUUCCUAAAUAUUUAUGGGGGGUUUUGUGCAAAAUUUUCAUAUAAUAAAUAAAAUUUAUAUUAAUAUGCUUAUAAUUAAAUAUAUGGCGUCUCUGCUGGCAUGGCCUUCUCUGCAUGAAGUCUCGAGCACAUAUUUAAUUAUAUUUGUAAGGUUUUACCAACUCAGAAAUGGGCAGCAAUGCUAGAUAAGUAGAUUCCAGGAGUGUUUGGAGCCUAGCCCAAGUCCGUUUUCAGAGUUGGAUUUGACUUCUAACUCCCCCUCCGUGAGAGAACAAAAACCUAUUGGAAAAAUCCCUAUUUUUUGCCCAAAAACCCACCCUCCGUGAGAGAACAAAAUAUAUUUAAUAGAAAUUUUUUUUCUGAAAAAAAAUUUUUUAUUUAUAAAUGACAAUUAACAUAAUGAAAUCUCAGAAAUUCUACUUAAUUUUAAAUAUCUUGCAUUUUACAACAUGAAUUUUGCAAAUUAAAUAAUAUUUUGGAUUUUUUAAAUUUCGAAAAAAAAUUUCACGUAAAAAAUAUUAUAUAAAAAAAACAAAAUUAACUCCCCCCUUGAGCGAACAAAAUUUUUUUGUUCGCUCACGGAGGUGGGGAGUAAGUUAAGGGAAAGCUUGCUGGAAAUUGGAAGCACAGCAAGGCUUAGACCAAUCGGGCAAGUCUCUACCGUGAAACCAGGAGUUAGAAACUUUUCCUUUUCCUAGAGCCAGCCAGAAAUUCCAUUUUUGAGCAGAAAACCUUCUUGCAACUCAAGAGUCCACUCACUCAGUACUGAGGCUAUAAGUCAAGGAGGAAGCGCAGAAGGAAGAGUGAACACUUUGGAUAUCCUAUGGUGUGAGGGCAGAAGGAGGAGCAAGGUGGUGCAGAUUCUUUUUUCGCUAGGGAAUUAAUCUUGUCCAGCUUGGCCGACAGUAUCUUAAAUUAGAUAAAUCCUCGAGAGGGUCCUUUGUGACUGUGCUACCAAUAAUCUGCAAUUAAGAUUAAGAAGAUUAAAAUCGAAAUUUGCUUAUUCUUGGGGAUAAAUAUCUAAAAUCUUUUUUUUUUAUCUGAAAAUCACCAAUAGUAAGCAAUUUAUCGAUUUACUAUUUAAAAUUUGCAAAAACUCCUUCGAAUAAGCAAGAAUUUGCUUAUUAUUGGGGGAGUUAAUAAAAAAAAAUAAACUUGAAGAAAUCCAGCGAGAAGUAGGUGCUUUAAAUGAUGAUAAAAUUGGACUAAUUAGAGAAAAAAAUUCAAAAUUAGUAAGAAGCAUUUUAAUACAGCUUAAAAAUUCUGUUGCGCCUACGAAGCCUAGAGCCAAAAGCAUACCAAAUCUAUGCAAUUGAGAAGGAUGCUCCUCAAAAAUUAAUGUUCGCCCAGAUUUUGAGGUAGAAAGAUCUUUAAUAUUGGCUGAUGGUCAAGAAAUGUGAGCUACAAAAAGAAGAGCAUCUAGCCCAGCAGGAAAAAGAAAGCCUUGAAAGCAGGAUAAAAAAAGCCUUCCAAAACUUGAGGAAAUUUCAAAGCUAUGCCAAUUUCAUUCUAAUCUUAGAAAUGCAAUUAAUUUGCCACAAGAAAAUUCUAUUUUUAAUGAUUAUUCAAAAGAACUAUCAAAAGCUUGCGAAUCAGGAUUGAAUUGGCAAGAUGAGCUGAAUAAAAUGAAUAAAAUUAAGCAGCUUACAAAUGAUUCUGCAAAGCAAGUGAUUUCAGAGUAUUUUUCAGAGGUUACCCUAAGUUUAUCUAAAAGAGUAGAAGGAGCAUCCUCAUUUAAAGCAGAAAAUAGGUCGGAAUACAAAGAGAGAAUGCUGAAAGAAAUUGAAGAAUUAAAAGUAAUUUCUAAUCAGAAUCUAAGAAAUAUUGAACAUUCAGCGACAGAAGAGUUGAAGCGAAUAAAAUGCUCAGAAAAUAAAGCAUCAAUAGCAUUUAAUGUAGAAUUUAUAUAGAAUUUGUCAACAACACUGAUGGAUGCUUUCAGCUCAACACCAGCUGUUAAGCUUGCUAAGCUUAUGACCUUAAAUGAUCAGCUACUAUCUAGCAAGGAAUUAAGGCGCACUGUGUCUGGAGCAGACAAAGAAGUUCCUUAUUCACAUAGAAAAUUCAUAAGACCUCCAACUGCUCCUAUUAAUAACUCAAAAGAUGCAACCCCGAGAAUAAAAAGAAAACUCCAAAUCCAGGAUAUACAGGCAAUUUUAUCUUCACCAUAUUUAACAUCUCAAACCAAGUUUAUGAAAAAAUCAAAGAAAAAGCCUAGAAAAACAGUUUUAAGCUCCAUUUCGAGAACGAGAACUAGUCCCAAUACAUCUACGCGCUCAAAUUCUAUAUCAAAAAUUUAUAAUAAAGUCAUUUUAUAG
Molecule: messenger RNA, 4625 nt
Organism: Blepharisma stoltei
Lineage: Eukaryota; Ciliophora; Heterotrichea; Heterotrichida; Blepharismidae
Source: the annotation of a GenBank genome assembly